UAAACGAAGAUAGAAUAGAAAGAGAGAGAAAGAGCAAGUAAGCAUGGCAUAGAGACAGAGAGAGAGAGAGAGAGAAGAAACGACAGACAACCUCAACACCAGAAAGAGAGAGAGAGAGAGAGAGAGAAAAGAGUGUCCGUUAAUUUCUGUUUCCUUGCGAUGGUGGUUACAGAGGAAGAAAUAUCGGAAGCAUUGCAAUCUCUCCUUCGAGAAUCAAACCCUAGAAGACCAACAUUCACCACGCUCAACCAAGUGCUUCACCAGCUUCAAACCAACCUCGGCCACGACCUCUCUCACAAGCUCGAUUUCAUCGCCGCUCAGAUCAACCUCCUCCUCGCUCAACAACAACCGCCGCCGCAGAGGCAACAACCCCAUCAGCACCAACCACCACCUCCGAAAGACCAUUUUGCCCUUCACCAAAACCCUAAUUACCCCCAUGGACCUGUCACUUCCUCGUUUCAGACCUUCUCUUCCAACCCUGUUCCCGCUGUCGCUGAGGCUGCUCGCACUGAAGCUCCUCCUCCUCCUCCGUCUCCGCCUCAUGUCCCUCGCAAUGAAGCUCCCAAGGAUAGUACUCAAACUAAGCCGAAGAGAAGAGGUGGCCCUGGAGGUCUCAACAAACUUUGUGGUGUUUCACCUGAACUACAGGUCAUUGUUGGCCAGCCAGCAUUGCCAAGGACUGAGAUCGUAAAGCAACUCUGGGCUUACAUAAGGAAAAACAAUCUCCAAGAUCCUAGCAACAAAAGGAAAAUAAUUUGCAAUGAUGAACUGCGCGUGGUGUUUGAGACGGAUUGUACUGAUAUGUUCAAGAUGAAUAAGUUACUAGCUAAACACAUAAUCGCCCUUGAACCAAGCAAACAGCCUGCUCCAAAGAGGCAGAAGGUAGAUGUGGAGUCAGGAACCAAAAGUGCUGAACCUGCUCCUUCUGUGAUAAUAUCUGAUACACUUGCCAACUUUUUUGGCGUUACUGGAAGGGAGAUGCUACAGUCAGAGGUUCUGAGGCGUAUCUGGGAGUACAUUAAGGUCAAGCAGUUGGAGGAUCCUGUGAAUCCUAUGGCAAUUAUGUGCGAUGCAAAGCUUCAGGAGAUCUUUGGCUGCGAAAGCAUUUCAGCAUUGGGGAUACCAGAAGUUUUGGGCCGUCAUCAUAUUUUUAGGAGAUCAUGAUGCUGACAGCAUUCUAUGUGACAGAUCUGUGGUGUUAAUUCCAGUACAGUACGAGCUGAUCCUGACUGCAUGUUAAUAUGGUUCUGUAAUUUGACUGAUUAAUUUGUGUCUUUAGUUUAUGUUUAUAAGUUAUUAGCAGAAUGAAGAUGCAGGGACAACUUUCAUUUUGGGCGUGGCAUUGUGCUUUUAGGUUGUGUUUUGUUGUCUAACUUAACGUGUAGGUUAGAAUGACCUGUGGGUAUUCUGACACUUGUAUAAUGCUGACAAUAGGAAAGAAACUGAUGUAUCCGUCAAACUUGGCUCUUGCCAUUUAUGAGUAGUUAAUGAAAUGCAGCUUGAUAGAUGCACAUAUAA
Messenger RNA from Lotus japonicus, 1518 nucleotides. RefSeq names its product formin BNR1-like. NCBI's taxonomy places the organism in Eukaryota, Viridiplantae, Streptophyta, Magnoliopsida, Fabales, Fabaceae. The record is from RefSeq and is a predicted model, not a curated record. The transcript has 6 exons. Bases 160 to 1164 code for a protein of 334 amino acids. Gene Ontology annotation, cellular component: nucleus.